AGAUGAAUUUUUAUGGUAUGAAGGUGAUCUUAAUACUGAAAAUAUUUUAAAUAUUUUAGAUGUUAUGAAUGAAACAUCUGAGGUGGGGUGGGCGUUAGAAGUUGAUGUUACAUAUCCUCAAUCAUUACAUGAUGAUUACAAUGAUUUACCGUAUCUACCUGAGAGGAUAAUCCCACCUGGAUCAAAAAUCAAAAAACUUGUCGCUAAUUUACAUUCGAAAAGGAAUUAUGUUAUACAUUACAUGGCUUUGAAGCAGGCUCUGAAAGCGGGGUUGAUUUUAGAAAAGGUGCAUAGAAUUUUAAAAUUCAACCAAUCACCGUGGCUCGCAAAAUAUAUUGAAUUGAAUACGAAUAUGAGAAAGAAUGCAUUAAAUAACUUCGAGAGAGAUUUUUUUAAAUUAAUGAACAAUGUAGUAUUCGGAAAAACAAUGGAAAACGUCAGAAACAGAAUGAAGAUGCAACUUGUUUCUGAUGAAAAAAAAUGUGCCAAAUUAAUUAAUCGAAAUACGUUUAAGGAUAUUACAAUAUAUAACAAUAAAUUAGCAGCAAUACAUUUGAACAUGGAUGUAUUACAAUUUGAUAAGCCGAUAUAUGUAGGGUUUUCGAUUUUAGAUUUAUCAAAAACAUUAAUUUAUGAUUUCCAUUAUAACUAUGGUUGAAAACUAUGGUUCAAACAUUCAACUGAUGUAUACGGAUACUG
Molecule: messenger RNA, 699 nt
Organism: Sipha flava (yellow sugarcane aphid)
Lineage: Eukaryota; Metazoa; Arthropoda; Insecta; Hemiptera; Aphididae
Exons: 3
Coding region: 65-658 (197 amino acids)
Source: RefSeq, a predicted model, not a curated record